Molecule: messenger RNA, 240 nt
Organism: Thelazia callipaeda (thelaziosis nematode)
Lineage: Eukaryota; Metazoa; Nematoda; Chromadorea; Rhabditida; Thelaziidae
Source: the annotation of a GenBank genome assembly
AUGACGAUCUGGGUUGGAUCAAGACUGCUGAUCAGUACUACUAUGGCUGUAUCUAAGAACAAGCUGACACCAACAGGAGUACAGUAUAUAAUUAAUACUGUAUUAGAUGAAUUAGAAAAAGACGCAAGUAGACGUUUUGCUUGGUGUGAAACGUCAUUUUUAUGGCGUUGGCUGAUUGAUCAUGUAGAAACAGAACGUAUGAAAAAACUUGUUGAACGAGGUCGUAUAUUACGUAUUUGA